UUUUGAAUUCUGUCUGUCUGUUGUGAUUCAGAAACUAAAAUCCUGGAAAAACAAUAUAACAGCAGAUCUCUGUGAAUUUUAUCAUCAUCUGCUUAUAUUUAGUUUACUACUUCUAUAUGUCUGGGGAAUAUAAUUACUUCAAAUCAAUUUAAAAUCUGUGAACGAAAAACCUGAGAAUAUAAAAUACAAGUUUCACAAAUUUUUCUUUGUGUUUUAACAUGGCACCAAAACCACGGUUCACGGAAGGGGAGAAGGUUCUCUGUUUCCAUGGGCCUCUUCUUUAUGAAGCAAAAUGCUUGAGAGCCCAGAUUCGUGACAAGCAUAUGAAGUACUUCAUUCAUUACAGUGGAUGGAACAAAAAUUGGGAUGAAUGGGUACCUGAAUGUAGAGUACUGAAAUAUAAUGAGGUUAAUCUUCAAAAGCAGAAAGAACUUGAAAAGACUCAUAAGAAAGUUAAGAAAUCCAAACCCAUGAAGAUAGUUCCAAAAAAAGACGAAAAGGAAAGAGAAAUUAUUACUUUACCUUCUUUUGAUAAAACUCCAAAACCAAAGCCUGAAAAGCGACAAGCAUCAUCACCUCCCUCAGAUACAGAGCAGCCUGAAGGUAAAAAAACUAAGCCCAGGAUUGAGCCAAGUUUUGCAGAUGAAAUUGAAGUUGAAAGAGAAAUUAAAUUAGAUGUUCCACAACUUUUGGGAGAAUGGCUGAUAGAUGAUUGGGAUCUUGUUACUCGUCAAAAGAGGAUUCUGCUGCUGCCAGCACGAGUAACUGUUGAUCAUAUUAUUGCAAGUUAUGUAAAAGAGAAAGUAUCUGUUAAAGGCUUAUCUCAAAGCGAGGAACUUUAUAUUGUCAGCUUAAGCAACCGGGUUCGUGAUUGUUUUAAUGGAUUACUUGGAAAUAUGUUGCUUUAUAAAUUUGAAAGGCCACAAUAUGCUGAGAUGCUGUCUGAAUACAAGCAUUUAAAAAUGUGUGAAAUCUAUGGAGCUAUUCAUUUACUACGAAUGUUCACUAGUGUUGGAGAAAUGCUUCAGCAAAUUCCUUCCUCUCCAGGAGUUAUGUCCCCAUUAGUGGAUCACAUUCAAGAUUUUAUUAGAUUCAUAUCAGAAAAUCCAUCAUUCUUUAGUUUAAAAGACUAUGUGGUUGCUUCACCUGAAUAUCACCGAAGAGCUUUGUGAAAAAAAUGAAAUAGUCUUCUCUGCUGAAGAUUAUUUUUGCAUGAAAUUAUAAUGAUUGGUGUCAUUCAAAUUGAAAUGCAAAACAUUUUCAGCAUGUAUGCAUGCUUAUCAUUUAUUUAUUAUGUUACAUUUCUUAUCAUUACAAAGAAAGAAUUUUUUUUUCAUAAUAAAAAUAAAAUUCCAACUGCAUGUUUAUAUGGAAAAAUGUUUGUGAAUUUUUAUAUAACAUUUUUAUCUUUAUUCCAAACAAAUGGUAUUCAUUGAUGCACCCUUUACCAGUGUGCUUUGUGAAUACAUUUUUUAUAUAAAAUGGUCAAUUUAAUUCAUAUUCAGAUACAAAACAUUUUGUACAUAUAUGCAUGCUUCCUUUUUGUUUAUUAUGUAACAUUUCUUGUCAUUAUCUUGAAAGAAAUUUGUUUUUCAUAUUAAAAAUAAAAUACCAAAUGCAUGUUUGUGUGGAUAAAUAUAUGUAAAUUUAUAUAAUCUUUUGUCACUGUUAGAAACAAAUAGUAUUCUGAGACAGAUUGUGGCAUUUUGCAACCUUUAGUAGCAUGAGUAACUUUUUUUAAUAAAUGAUCAAUAUUUCACAUUCAGAGACAUUUUUUAAAUACCAACACAUUAUUAGUUUUUUUAGGUUAUAUUUUAUUAGAGCAACUUUGUGAAAACCUUUGGCAAUCAGUUGGAAUAGACAGAAUUAAUGGUUGCUAAAA
This is a messenger RNA of Argiope bruennichi, 1882 nucleotides long. RefSeq names its product mortality factor 4-like protein 1. Bases 219 to 1172 code for a protein of 317 amino acids. The record is from RefSeq and is a predicted model, not a curated record. Gene Ontology annotation, cellular component: NuA4 histone acetyltransferase complex; nucleus. Lineage: Eukaryota; Metazoa; Arthropoda; Arachnida; Araneae; Araneidae. Gene Ontology annotation, biological process: chromatin organization; regulation of DNA-templated transcription. The transcript is spliced from 12 exons.